This is a messenger RNA of Betta splendens (Siamese fighting fish), 2336 nucleotides long. RefSeq names its product empty spiracles homeobox 3 (gene emx3). Bases 434 to 1153 code for a protein of 239 amino acids. The record is from RefSeq and is a predicted model, not a curated record. Gene Ontology annotation, molecular function: DNA-binding transcription factor activity, RNA polymerase II-specific; DNA binding. NCBI's taxonomy places the organism in Eukaryota, Metazoa, Chordata, Actinopteri, Anabantiformes, Osphronemidae. Gene Ontology annotation, biological process: neuron differentiation; regulation of DNA-templated transcription; brain development. The transcript is spliced from 3 exons.
UGGCCUGACAGACACUCCCGACUCGGCUCGGCUCGGCUCGGCUCGGACUCCAGCAUGUGGCGACAGGAGGCGUGAGGAGACACCGACUGCUCAGAGCUCCGCCGCCGCCGCCGCCCGCCCCGACCCGGCAUUGGCGCGGCACUUUGACCGGACACUUUGGGGAGUUUGGUGAUUUUCUCCUGCAAGAAGCUGCGGAGCGAAAAGGGCCGAGACGCCGCCCGGACGCAGGUGAGAGGCGGCGUCACCCGCUUCCAGGUGCAGACAUCACGCUCUUCUUUCGGCUUUACGCACACGCGCGCUCCGGGGGAGUUAUGGCUCCGCGGACCAAGUUGGGCUUCUGAGCUGCCCUGAUUCCGAGGAGCUGGACUCGACGGACGCCGAUUUGUUCGCAUCGUCACUUUUUUGCUCCUCCGCUCAUCGCCAGGUGCAUAAAAUGUUCCAACACAGUAAUAACAAGAAGUGCUUCACCAUCGAGGCUCUGGUCGGGAAGGAGACGAGCGGCGGCGGCUCCGGGGACGAGCCCAUUCGGCCCACGGCCCUCAGGUUCCCGGAGCCCCUGCACCCGGCAGCCGCCGCCGGCGUCUUCGGCACCUGCUUCCAGGGCAGCGGGGGCAGGACUCUGUACUCCGCGGGGCCGGACGCGGUCCUCCAGGAGCCCGGGAGCCACGCGCAGAGCCCCGGCGGGCUGCCGCUGCACCCGCUGCAGAUCCCCCCGCAGAGCUUCUUCAGCGCGCAGCACCGGGACGCGCUCGGCUUCUACCCGUGGGUUCUGCGGAGCCGGUACCUGGGACACCGCUUCCAAGGAGACGACAGCAGCCCAGAGAACCUGCUGCUCCACGGCCCCUUCUCCAGGAAACCCAAACGGAUCCGCACGGCCUUCUCCCCGUCACAGCUGCUCCGUCUGGAGCGGGCCUUCGAGAAGAAUCACUACGUGGUCGGAGCCGAGAGGAAGCAGCUGGCGAGCGGCUUGUGUCUGACGGAGACGCAGGUCAAGGUUUGGUUCCAGAACCGUCGGACGAAGCACAAGCGCCAGAAGCUGGAGGAGGAGUCUCCGGAGGCGCAGCAGAAGAGGAAAGGCAGCCAGCACGUGAGCCGCUGGCGAGCGGCGACGCAGCAGGGCGGCGAGGACGUGGACGUCAUCAGCGAGGACUAGGCGCCGCCGCCUGGGCUCUGCUGGACCCGACCAGAACCUAGGCUAAAGAGCAAAGCAACGGCAGCACGGAUCAGUGAACACAACCUCUACACUUUGGUUACAGUUCAGAUUCUUCAAGCUUCAGCAAAAGGUCCCAAAUUAAAUUAGUAGAUAAAUGUAAAACUGACCUGAGAACAGAUCCAAAUCCAGCUCUGCAGGAUUUAGAUGCAUGGACACACUACUCACCCUGUGGCCCGACCAGUCUCUGCAGCUGUAUGCAAGCAGGAAGUCAAAGACGAGCUCCCUGCUACAGACACGUGACGACAACUGGCUGCGAAAAGAAGCAGGAGUGCGCUGUUUCCGGCCGGACUGAGCAGAACCAGGCUUCUGGGUCGAGCAGCGCCGACACGACUGAAGGUUCCUGAGCGCCCGUGUGCGAGGUUCCACAGGAACCAGUGUUACAGAAGUGAUGAGAAGGUUCGAGGACUCGAUCAUUUUGCUAUUUUGAGUUUUUUUGUGUGGCUUUGAUAUUUCUUUGCACCUCGUUGGUUGUUUUGUCAGUUUUUCUGUUUACUCUUCACUUGAGUUUAAAUCCUCACACUUUCUGAUCGUUUCUGUUGGGGACCGUAGACAAUCUUUCAUUCGUAAUGUUGCCGCCGCUGGUUUUAUGGGACGUCCCUGACUACGUGGAGACCAAGGGAAAGGCCCAUGUGAUUAAUGGUUCUUUGGGUUGCUGCAGUUGCUGCAGUUGCUGCCUUGCUCAGUGGCGCUGCGACACUCGGCGAAUCCUAGAAAAGUCUCAACUGGUUUGACUUUGUUAUUUUGCUGGUAGUUUUGUCUUAUUGGAAACAAACAAAAAUGUAGGUAUUUAUGUAAAAUGGAUUCGAAAAGUAUUCUAUGCAUUUGACAUGUACAUAACGACCACGAUGAUGAGGAUGAUGAUGAUGAUGAUGACGCAUGGCCUGUUUUGUUCGUUUCUGUCUCGCAUCAGUUCAUCCGCUUGUUUCUUCUUCCUGGACACAUUUACCUCAUCUCUUAUGUAGCACUUCUAUUUCUUCUUAGGUCAGAUCUAUUUUUUCAUUGUGUUAGGACUGAAUGCACUAACUGUACAACUGAGACAAAACAGAAACGAAGACGCAGCCUUUGUACUUCCUGUGUUAAGAUUUGGAAAAAUAUAAAUAAAAUAAAAUAAAAUAUCAAAAGC